AUUCGCCAAGAAUUUAAACCUUGUUAACCAUGUCAAAAAUUAAACGAUUCUUUUCGAAGAAGAAGGAGGAGGCUGCCUUCAAGCUGCGACUAGGUGGUGGCAUGGGUCAGGGUCACAAGCUGAAUGCGCCCAAGCCGGAUGCCCCCACGAGCAGUUCACGGCGUCCAGUGGAUAUGUAUGUGCCGCCCAAGCGCAACGAGCUGAGCAAAGAGGCUCGCGCUGCUGCAAAUGCUGCACUGGCACGCAUUGAACGCAAGGAAUCGCGUGACUUUAACACCUCACUGGCAGCAAUCAAGGCUCAGGCCAAACGCGAGCUGGAGGCGGAGCGUCGCCAGAAGGAGGAGCUCUCCAACGCAAGUAGCUCGAUUGGAGCCAGCUCGACAGGCGCCAGUACCUCGACUGUGGAAAAUCGGAAUCUAGCCUGUGAGGGCGUAUUCUUUCGCUGCCCACUAAUAAGCGAGGAGGUGCUGCCCAAGCAGGCCUGGAAGUUGAAAAUCAAGGACUUUCUCUAUCAGCAGCUGGAGUUCGAGCGUGGCUUGACCGCCUGCUUGAUCAUACAGAACUGUAAUUUGAAAGAGAAGGCCGAUGAUUGUACAGCCACACUUAUUAAAUAUUUGGAGAACCUCAUCCAGAAUCCGGACGAUGAGAAGUUCUGCAAAAUUCGCAUGUCCAAUAAAAUAUUCAGUGACAAGGUGCGCUAUGUAGAUGGCGCCUUGGAUGUGCUCUAUGCAGCUGGCUUCAGCGAGGUGGAGGUGGAUGGCGAGCCCUUCCUCUUAUGGAGCAAAGAACAAAUGGAGGAGGGUCUGGAUCUGGUCACGCUUGUGGAUGCCCUUAAAAAUUCAGAGCCAAUACAGCUGGAGCUGGAUCGCAACAUCAAGGUGUUGCUGCCGUCGCAGGCACGACGCGUUGUGCUGCCCGACGAUUUCUAUCGCAUCUCGCCGGAGGAGAUCAAGCGGGAACAGCAGCUGCGCGCCGAAGCCAUUGAGAGCGCCCAAAUUCUGAAGACGAAGGCCAUGCGGGAGCGCGAGGAGCAGCGCAAUUUGCGCAUGUAUCGCUACUCCUUGAUAAGGAUCAAGUUUCCCAAUGGUCUCUACAUUCAGGGUACCUUUAAUGUAUAUGAAAAGAUCUCUGAUAUUUUUGAGUUUGUGCAAUCGUGCCUAGCGGAUGAAUCACUCGAGUUUAACCUGGUGGCCACCAAUGAGGGUAAAUUCAGCGAGGACGACAUGGAAAAGACUUUAUACGACUGCAAGCUCAUUCCAAAUGUUUUGCUACUUUUUGCGGUUCCAGCAAUACCAACUCCGGUGGCAGUUGAUUUCAACUUUUUGAAGGAGGAUCUGCUUAUGCUGGUGCAGUCCAUGUAGAUGUUAUAUGUAUUUCCAUGUAACAGUCGAUAAGGCAUAAGGGCAGCAGUAUAUUGACCAAUGUCAAUGUUUUGAAUAAAAAUUUUGUUAUUAUUUAUUCCCAAAAAAUAA
This is a messenger RNA of Drosophila novamexicana, 1472 nucleotides long. RefSeq names its product UBX domain-containing protein 6 (gene Gint3). Gene Ontology annotation, cellular component: cytoplasm. The coding region runs from base 30 to 1361 and encodes 443 amino acids. The record is from RefSeq and is a predicted model, not a curated record. The transcript has 4 exons. Gene Ontology annotation, molecular function: protein binding. NCBI's taxonomy places the organism in Eukaryota, Metazoa, Arthropoda, Insecta, Diptera, Drosophilidae.